Yamadazyma tenuis ATCC 10573 is the source of this 1390-nucleotide messenger RNA. It is a transcript of the gene NEM1, whose product is annotated as Nem1-Spo7 phosphatase catalytic subunit. NCBI's taxonomy places the organism in Eukaryota, Fungi, Ascomycota, Pichiomycetes, Serinales, Debaryomycetaceae. Gene Ontology annotation, molecular function: phosphoprotein phosphatase activity. The record is from RefSeq and is a predicted model, not a curated record.
AUACACCUGCCAAUUAAUUUAUAUCCAUUCCAGCAAUCCCAUCACCCCUUUUGCUGCCACCCCCUCUAAUAAUUGCAUCCCCCCAUCCACGCCCCGCCGUGAUCCCAUCACCCGCGUGAUCCCUUUGUCGCUACCAUGAAUUCCGUCAAGGUUCUCUUCAGCUCCAUAGACAACUUCAUACCGAACCAGGACCCACCGGCCGACCCGCCCGCGGACGAGGCCUCGGCUGAGUUGAGCCAGAUCUACGAGGACAACGAGGGUGAGAACGAGGCCGAGUCCCGUGACCUCUCCGAGUCUGAGUCUCCUGACCCCCAUAACCCCAGUGCAUCCGAUGUAUCUUCUGUCCACAAACUCGGAGAAGAAGAUGAGCUGUUGAACCCCCACUACUCCCUCCACGUUCUUUUCCAGCUCUUGCUCCGGCUCCCCCACCUCGUGGUGAUCAAACCACUAGCAUUUUUUUGGAGGUUGCUCCUCCACCCGUUUAGCCUCAUAUUGAAGUCAGUAGACUUUGACUACGCGUAUCACGUGGACGUCCAGGAAAAAAUGGACCUCAUAAAGCACGAAAACAUCCUCCUGAACUCCAUCAAGUCGCCCACGGCUUCAUCCAAGUACAUACUCCCACCGCCGCAACGACUCUUCCCUCUCGUGCGAAAUCCUGGCAAGGCCAGACGCCGCAAAACCUUAAUUCUUGAUCUCGACGAGACCUUGAUCCACUCAUUAUCCAAGGGCCUGCCACGAUCGUUGAGUGGCCAUGACCUGAACAUCAUUGAAAUCAAGUUGAAUAGUGUGGCCACCUUGUACCAUGUACAUCGACGGCCAUACUGUGAUUAUUUUUUGAAAGAGAUCUCCAAGUGGUUUGACUUGCACAUUUUCACCGCCAGUGUGCGGGAGUACGCCGACCCCAUCAUCGACUGGCUCGAGAACGAGGCUGCGAGUGACGAGAAGAUAUUUAAAAAACGUUACUACCGGAAUGAUUGCACCUACCGCAAUGGCGUGGGGUACAUUAAGGACUUGACCAAGUUUUUUCCGGUUGAAGACCUUAAGAACGUGAUUAUUUUGGACAACUCGCCCGUGAGCUAUGCGUUGAAUGAGGACAAUGGAGUGAUGAUCGAAGGGUGGAUCAAUGAUCAGAAUGAUAAGGAUUUGUUGAAUCUUUUACCAAUGCUUCACAGUUUGUCUUUGUGUAUUGACGUGCGGUUUAUUCUUGGGUUGAGACAGGGAGAGAAGGUAUUUGAGAGUUACCGUUGAGAAGGAGAGAAGGUAUUUGAGAGUUACCGUUGAGAAGGAGAGAAGGGGUUGGAGAGUCACCGGUAGACAUCUGGUACUUAUCUCCCAUCCUAAUGACACUAUAUAUGAAAAAUUACAAUAGACAAAACGCGAUGCGAAAUCC